AUGAUGGCGCUUUUCUCGCGAAGUUUAAGAAAUGUUACGAGAGCAGGAGUCAAUAUGAGGGUGGGAACUGCUGUUGCAUCCUAUCACAAAAAUGUAAGUUUACGUUUGACUUGCUUAUUUCUCAAUCCCUGAGUAUGUUUUGGCGUUGCUCACGUGCUGCUACGAUUGCUGUGGGUAUUUGACUGGAGACCAUUGCCGAUCUUUUUGCGCGGUUCUGAGAUUUUCGCGGUUCAUAAAUUUUUGCAGUAUGCUCUUCAAGUUACCAGCUUUUUCUCUUGGUUUUGAAGGGGAAGCAUCUGUUUUGAAAGUUGUGAUUCUUAACACUGAACCGAAAGCAACGUUAUGUUCGUGACAAUAUUUAGGACCGUCAUCUUACUACAUUGUAUCACUAUAUUUAGCUAAGGUAAUGAGAAACACAGCAAGACCUAACGAGAUUUUGAGUUCCCCAAAGAAAUGUUAGAAGGUGACCUAAUUCACUUUGUAUAUAUUUAUAAAUCAAGGUAAUAAAAAGAAAUAUAACCUGUAGUUAAAUUUUGGAAUUAUUUCAAUUCUCCAGAUCUUGCACGUGCACAUGUUGUGUUGCAUAACUAUGUGCCAUUAUUUUAAAAAAAUCGUUAGGCCCAGUUCAGUCGCCGAUCUUUUCAUGGGCCAAACCUAAUACAUUGAAAUAAGUACAUGAAAAGUUUGGCGUCUGAAUCAAUUAGGAACGGCUCAGCCGUUCUUCAGGCCUAGCCCGGCCGGGAAUUACGAAUGUAGAACAACUUUGGAAUGGCUUUGAAUCAGACGCUGAACUUUUCAUGUACUGAACCUAAUGCACAAAUUAUAAUAACAUGUUUUGCAAGCAGUUUCACCAAAAGAGCAUUUUUCUCCUUUUGAAUUUAGUUCGGCUGGAAUUAAGAUCAGCGUCUGAAUCAAUUCAGGCGGUCUAAAUAGUUUGGGUCAGCCUUGAUUCAAAUUAGGUUCGGCUCAUGAAAAGUUUGCCGUCUGCAGCUUUUUCAAGCAGCUCAAAAUACCACAAAAAUGCAAUUUUAAAAGUAAACUUUAUUCAUCUUUGUUACAUUAUAUCAAGAUUUUGGAUUAAAAGAAGUUUCCUGUAGCUCAAUGGUAGAGCAUCUGGACUCGUAGGUUGAACUCCUUUUUGAAGUACUCAGAUUUUUUCUUCCGAACCACCUAUAUCAUUGACUGAAAAAACAUCUUCUCGUAUUGUAAAUGUAUGAGAUCACUUAUUGUGCAUGACAUCAUGCUGCUUCAAACAGUUUGGCUGGUCUGCCCGGGAUUAAACCGAUAGCAUGAGUCAUGCUUGAACAUGUCUUUAAAAAGUCGGACCAUGCUUCUUAAAUUUAUUUUGAACCAAGAUAACCUGAGUUAGUACCAGUACUAACAUUGUUCUUACAGCUAAUUUGAAGCAUAAUCUUUUAUCGGAAACCUGAAGUCAAAUUUAUCUUUUUGAUAAUCUUAGCCAGUUUGUUUACAGUGGUUACCACCAACACACGCCCUCAAAGGGUUUUUUCUCCGGUUCAAACCUGCGUUUUGGUGGAUGUCAAUCAACCGUUACCAUGGUUUUUCUUGCGUUGGCCUAGAGAGGAUUCUUUCUCCGUUUCUUAAGCACUCGGAGGAAUAUGUCGGAGGAAUAUGUCGGCGUUUCAGCCGUUUUUGCAAUAUUUUGCUGCAGGAUCUGACACCGCUUCAUGUCAAGAUUACGAGGAGAAAGAAUUUGUUGAGUGUUUAUCGGAGGAAACUCAAAUUAUCGACAUAUUUACACACUGUAAGUUACAACCACAUAAGCUUUCUCAAUCGCUCGCAAUUCGUCUGAGGUCUUGCUAGUUCUAGUUUCUAUUCGAUAACAUGAAGAAUGAGUAGUAAAAUUCAUUUUCGAAAACAGCCUCCAUUCAGAGGAAACUUUUUCCCUUUUCGGUGUGAUAUCUUUUGUUUCUGUGAAUUUAUACUAGCUUCUUGGCAAUUCAGUCAUCCACGGCUCCCCUGUUUUCAUACAUCAAAUAAAUAAACAACCUGAAAACUGUUACGUAAACUAUAGAGAAUGUUUUGGCUAUUUCACUUAGCUCGCAGAGACCUUGUUGUUUUAACAAUUUAAUCCUUCAUCUUAAUAAAAUAAUUUAAAAAAGCGGUCGUCGUUCAAAAUUAUUCGCCCUUCAUUCAGCGAUGAGGGAACCUUCUCUGUCAGAGUGCGUGGAAAACCAUGGAAACAGUUGAUUGACGUCCGCGUAAACUCAGGUUUAGACAGACAGAAGAAAACCCUUCAAAGGCGCGUGUUAGUGGUAACCGCUGUAAUAAUGUUUGAUACAGGUUAUCGACCACUAUGAAAACCCAAGAAAUGUUGGAUCAAUGGAUAAGGAUGAUGCAAAUGUUGGUACAGGACUUGUAGGAGCUCCAGCCUGUGGGGAUGUCAUGAAGCUACAGGUAAAUGGGAGUGUCUCAUGACUUUACCUUACGAGCAGAGACUACUUUGUAACAAUUAUGUCCUUAUGAUUGUAUUACAGCCAUCUUUUUGUUGAAAAAAUAAAGUCAACUGCUAUAAUUGUCAGCACGAUUGGUCAGUGCAAUAAAAAACUGAACUUUUGUGACAUUCAAACAGUGGCUUUCUUAUAAUUAUGUAAUCAUGAACAUGCUGGGUGGUUGCUUACCAGAAACACAAAGCAAAGGAAUUUAUUUUAUUUCUGGCCUAAAAAGUUGUCGCAGUCGUUUAAGAAAUUAAAGCAGUGGUCACUUAUGACAAUGAGGAAUUGUAUUUGACUGGAAAGAAAAAACAUUUAUUUACAAAGGGGUUGUCUUAGGGGAAGUGGUUGCUAUAAGAGAGUUGACUGUAUUCUAAUUUAAAAUUUAUCCACCCUGUUUUGUGCCCUUCUUGUAAUUUGUGUAUAUCUGGUUGUAAAUUUAGUAAUUUCAGAAAAUAUGAAUCAAAAAGGUAGCUUCACUCCCUGCAUUGUUUUCAAUUAGUUUCUAGUCUUGUUAUCAUGUUGGUUUGAUUUGGUUACUUCCAUAUCAGGGCAAUUCCACAUGAGACAAUGAAAUUUUGAAUUCUUUAAAAUAAAAUUUUGCACAAUGAAACUUAACCAACAGAAAGCUGAAACAAUGGGCUGUUUGAAAUUACUGAGAUCUUGCACGUCUUGUCCAUGCACUUAAUGUGAGAAGGCAUGAAAUCCAGAGAAUUUGAAUCUCAUUAUAUUUGGAAUUUUUGGAACGAAAUUUUAAACAAAGUUUUAACAUCUAAGAAAACAUACAGUCAACAUAAAAGUAUGUGUGUAUUAUAACCUUUGCCUUACACUAUCAUUAGGCUAUAAAUUAUCAUCCAGCUACUGGCAGUUUCGUAAGAAAAUUGACAUUGAAUUUUUGUUGCGGACAUUACGUAAUGUCCGCAACGUUAAGGUACCUUUUUUCAGUUCCUGUACACAGUGUGCUGUAUUUUCAUGUGCUAUUGAUGCUGCUCAGUUAGUCUGAUGUAUACUCUAUUUUAAUCUCAAAACAUUUCCUGGGUGGGUUUUCUUUGCUCAGAAAUUAUAAGUUGAAAAGUGUUGUGGACAUUACGUUGCGGAAUUGUUACAUAUGUUAGAUUUUUCAUUUAUUCAGGCUGUUGCAGAUAUUUAGUUCUUACUACCUCUGAAUUAGAUUCAGACAACAGCCCACUUAACACUAAAUUGCUUUUUAUUGAUGUACAAAUGUAAAUGGCAAAUUUAAAAGAGCUGGUAGCUUUUCUGUAAUGUCCAAUGAAUUCAAUUUACAAUCAAUUAAAAACAUUCUAAAUAAUUUACGAUUUCUGUGAUAUUCUUUAAAAUGGGCAAACAUAGUGAUUUUCGAAUUAGUCCCUUCCAUAAAGUAGUAUAGAUACAUGACGAAUUUUGCAGUACUUUAAGAGAAAAAUGGAAAAAUGUUUUAAAGAGUUUACACGGCUUUGGGGGACGCUGUCACAAAAUUACAGAGUGACAUUUGUAUGGAUCUUUAACUGUGUUUCAAGAGUCAUAGCUUGAUCCCUGUUCAACUUUAGAGCACCAAACCUGCUCAACCAACCAGUCUCAACAUGACCUUUUAUGUGGUGGUGUCAGUUUAUCGAUUAGUUUAAAUUUGAAACUUGCCCCAGUUCCCUAUGCAACUCCAAAAUGGCCAAUGAGUAGCUGGUCAGGGGUUUUGCACUGCUGAGCAUGCUCAGAACAGUUUGUAAGCAUGCUUUUUGAGGAAAACCACUGACCAUCAUUGUUUCUUCUGCAAACUUGAAUGGGUAUUAUUCUUUUAACUAGAAUUUGUAAUAUAAUGUGUAGUGAACAAUGUGCAAUUUUAGUGCAAAUUUACAUUUUAUCUGUCAGACUGAAUGACAAAAUAUGAUAAUUUCAGUAGCUAAAUCAGUUUUGUAAAAAACAAAAUAAUAUCCUCACUAGUGAGAACGUUUUUUUUUUUUCUCACAACAUUUACUUGAGAUGUAAUAAAAUCAAUUUGGGAAUUAUUUUAAGGAGUCAGUAUAGCAGAAAAGAAUCUGACUGGUAUUGCAUGAUACUAGGUCUCAGCAGGAGAUUAUAUAAUAUUAUAAAAGAACAUGAAUAAAGUAAAUGAUAAUUUCACAGCUUCAUUUUUAGACAAGUAGCUGCAGAACAAAUGGACAUAGCCACAGUCAGCAACACUGACUAGGAAGGGAAUGAUAAAAAAUGUGUUCCCAAAAAUGUAAUGUCCGCAACAAUUUUGUGUAAUGUCCGCAACACAAACUUUUGUUUGUAGAAUCACUGGAACAAGGUUGCAUGGAAUUUUUCUUUGACAGUUAAAAAAUCUAAUUAUUGUUAUGUUUUGAAGGCACAAUUGUUUUCUGCUCAUGGUUAAAAAUUCACAGGAAAAUCUCUUUAAAGAAAGUUACUUUAAAAAGUGGUUGUUUAAACUGUAAUGUCCACAACACAGUUUCUUCAGCUCAUACCUUCAAGGUCUUAAGAGCUAACCAAAGCAUCUUUUUAUUAGGUACAAAGGGAACACUAAAAAUACUUUCUAGAUACGUUUGAACACCCUCAAUGAACAUUUUGACAUCUAAAUUGGGGUUUAAAAUAUUAAUUUUAGUAUCUGAACGUAAUGUCCGUAACAUGGAAUCACCCAUCAUGACAUUUAAAUCACCAAAGACUGUGAAAGGUAGUUAUGCUGAAGCUUAAGGAAUUGUUUUCCAGUAUGACACCACUUUGCAUGUAAUUUGAACUUUAUAUUGUCUUGUCUUUUCAGAUCAGAGUUGAUGAAAAUGGUAAAAUUGUAGAUGCCAAAUUCAAAACUUUUGGGUGUGGUUCUGCCAUUGCAUCAAGUUCUCUGGCCACUGAAUGGGUUAAGGGAAAAUCAGUAAGUUUGUUUGCUUGUUGGUUCUUUUUUCUUGCGGAAUACAGUUUUUAAGGCUAGCUCUUGAGUUUAAAAGUACCCAGUGGUUGCUUGACUUUUGUCAAGUUCCAUGUGUCACUUGUUUUACUAUCAAUCCAUCUGAUAAGGAAAUAUAAAUGAAAAAAUGUUCAUCAUGGUAUAAAGCAAAACCUUGAGUCUGUUACAGGAUUGAAACCCAUGACAUACUAGACACUGACAUUAGUGGGGAAAUUUCACAAAAAUCCUUAAAAAGACUUGAAAUUUCUGUGCAAGUCCUUGAAUUUACUUCAACUUUGAAUGUAGUGGACUGGAAAGAGUUUUUGAAGCUUUUUGGUUGUCCAAGACAGAAUAUAAAUCAUAGCUUAGAGAAUUUAAAGGUUAUUUCCAUAAAGUGCUCUAUGUUUUAUGCAAUAAUGAACUAUCAAUAAAGACCAGUGAACUGAAAAAAGUGGAGAAGUUGGUGAAGUAAAUAGUUCAAGCCUUAAAGUUUUAUUAGAAUAGACUGGGAAUGUGCAUUCUCGUACAAUCUGUGAAAUUAUAUUCCUAGUAGGUGGUCUUUGAAAAUCCAGUGUGGUCCUCGAAAAGUCCUUGAAAAUUGGUUACAAAUGUUGUGUGAACCCGGCACUGAGCUUUGGAGAGUGUAGGGGGUACCACCUGGGCAUUUCACUAGGCUUAUACCAUUUAUUAUGCAAUGCAUGUCUCGCAAACCGUGAGGGACAGCUUUGUCACUGAAGUACAGCUCACUGGUUGGCACAUUGCACAAUGUAGGUGCUGAAAUGUUGAUGCAAUAAUAUCACUGAACAUUUCAGAUUGAUGAUGCCAAAGAAGUGAAGAACCAGGAUAUUGCAAAGGAACUGUCUCUUCCUCCUGUUAAACUCCAUUGUUCAAGUGAGUAACGAGCUGUACUAAGCUGUGUAUCUGUUAUUAUAGUGAUGAAGUUUUAUAUUGCAACUUCUUUUUUGUCUUAAUGGAAAUCAUGAACUUGCAUGAAGCAAAAGCAAAAUUUAAAAAGACAAUCAGGAAAUGGAAUGGAAAAAGUGUGGGUAAACGUUAAUGGGGCAGACUCACUUUUAUGUGCAAGUCUUUAAAUUUUUGCAUUCUGCGCAUGCUCAAACUUGCAUGCUCAAGCCAUAAUUUGGCUUCAGGAAAAAGAGCAAACACAGAGCUCAACUUGUAUGAAAUAAGUACUACUUGUAGUAGAGCAGUUUUGCUUCUUUUUCCCAAAUGCUAACCAGGAAAGAGCUGGACUGAGUUUCAAACUGCAUCUUUUGCAGCAUGUCCGAUAGCCUGGGGCUUGUGGAUUUUGUUAUCGGGCUAGUGAAUUCUGUUCUUAAUUUGCCUGAUGGGCAAGUAAACUUUUAGGCUAAAUCAAAUAACAGAAGAACUGUAAUCAAUCCUUCUUGUCAAAAUUUGGAGGGGGGGAGCUGAUCAAAACAACUUUCGAACCAGCGACAGCUUGCCUGAAGGACAAGCUGUAAAACUGACUUUCUCUGCACUCUGUUUUGGGAAAAUCUGCAGUGGUGGAUGUGUUAAAUUCUUUUAUUUCGGAAUGGCGCCAUUUGGGAGCACCUUGACAUUUCAGCAACAUUUUCAUUCAAGAUGUUCCUGACACUCACCAGGUGCCAGUAACUAAAUUAACUUGCAUUUUUUUUUUAAACUCCUAGUGCUUGCAGAAGAUGCAAUCAAAGCAGCUUUGAGUGACUACAAAGUAAAGCAGGAGUCACUUGGGAAGAAAGAAUGA
Porites lobata is the source of this 7072-nucleotide messenger RNA. Lineage: Eukaryota; Metazoa; Cnidaria; Anthozoa; Scleractinia; Poritidae. The record is from the annotation of a GenBank genome assembly.